Messenger RNA from Tachysurus vachellii, 4382 nucleotides. It is a transcript of the gene cnot4b, whose product is annotated as CCR4-NOT transcription complex, subunit 4b. The transcript is spliced from 14 exons. Gene Ontology annotation, cellular component: CCR4-NOT complex. NCBI's taxonomy places the organism in Eukaryota, Metazoa, Chordata, Actinopteri, Siluriformes, Bagridae. Gene Ontology annotation, molecular function: ubiquitin-protein transferase activity; RNA binding; metal ion binding. Gene Ontology annotation, biological process: protein ubiquitination. The record is from RefSeq and is a predicted model, not a curated record. The coding region runs from base 387 to 2819 and encodes 810 amino acids.
UUCACGUAAGAUGGAGGUUUGAAGGUGCAGCCGCUGUACAUGGUUAUAGAGGCUAUCAAAACGCCUUGGUGUUUUCAUUUAGCUAAGAGCGUAGAAGUGAUUCCCAAAAAAAAUCCGUGGUCCCAGUGUAAAAUUCCGGAGCUCAGAAAGAUUCCUUAGAUCACCUUCCCAACUGCUGUGAAUAAAUCUUGAGAAGAACAGUUUUAGACAGGACGUGUACUUGGCGGUGUUGCUGUACUGUCAACAAUCUAGCUAGCAGGCUAACUGUCAGCUGCUACACCCGUAUCAGUUAGCAUUAGCUAACUCGUAACUAGCCUUCACCGUGUCCCACUCGGUUUUUCCUCUGCUGUGAAACAUCACUGCUGCUUGCCACAUCGUGCCAUAGGAUGUCCCGUAGCCCUGAGGUGAAAGACGAUCCAAUGGAGUGCCCUCUCUGCAUGGAGCCCCUGGAGAUCGAUGACGUUAACUUCUUUCCUUGCACCUGCGGCUACCAAAUCUGCCGUUUCUGCUGGCAUCGCAUCCGCACAGACGAAAACGGCCUCUGUCCUGCUUGCAGGAAGCCCUAUCCAGAAGACCCAGCUGUAUACAAACCCCUGUCUCAGGAAGAGCUGCAGAGGAUAAAGAACGAGAAAAAGCAGAAGCAGAAUGAGCGCAAGCAGAAGAUCACAGAGAACCGCAAACACCUAGCCAGUGUGCGUGUUGUCCAGAGGAACUUAGUGUUUGUUGUGGGGCUUUCGCAGAGGCUUGCUGACCCAGAGGUCUUAAAGAGGCCGGAAUAUUUUGGGAAGUUUGGGAAGAUCCAUAAAGUGGUCAUCAACAACAGCACCUCAUAUGCUGGCUCACAGGGUCCUAGCGCUAGUGCCUAUGUCACAUAUAUUCGGUCAGAAGAUGCCCUUAGAGCUAUACAAUGCGUCAACAACGUAGUAGUAGACGGCAGAACUCUUAAGGCAUCUUUAGGUACAACAAAGUACUGCAGUUACUUUCUAAAAAGCAUGCAGUGUCCCAAACCAGACUGCAUGUAUCUACAUGAGCUAGGUGACGAGGCAGCCAGUUUCACAAAAGAGGAGAUGCAGGCAGGAAAGCAUCAAGAAUACGAACAGAAACUUUUACAAGAGCUCUACAAAAUGAACCCGAAUUUCCUACAGACAUCCACUGGGACUGGGGAAAAGACAAAAAGCAAACCAGGCUCUGUACAGAGUUCCAAUAAUAUCAAUAAAGAUGCCUGGCCAUCAUUACAGCCCAUGGGAAAGACACCCAAUGGGCUUCCAGAACUCCGCAAGAGCCCGCCUCUGGAUGGAGGCUCAGACUGUGAACACUUGACUCCUGACGGGACAGAAUCUGAGCUUGGACUCGGACCUCUCCCAGCCCUCUCGCCUUUCUCUUCAAACUGUGAACCUGCCAGUCCUAGUGAUAAGCCAACAGAAGCCAUCAGUAUAGGAAACGGAGAAACACCACAGAUCCCCAGCAGUGACUCGCCAUCGCCACCUCCAGGUCUGUCCAAGCCGUGUCUGGUGAUGCCUGCAAACGUAGCUGGUUUAACAGUGCGGUCACCCUUUGAAGGGGCAGGCACCGAGUCGCAGUCACUAUUCUCUGACAACAGCAACUUCAGACAUCCAAACCCAAUCCCCAGUAGCAGCAGUGUUCCUGGUUUCCCAAACUCCACACAGAACAAUACAGACUGGCCCACCGCUCCUGAACCACAGAGCCUGUUUACAUCAGAUACCAUACCAGUCUCAUCCUCCACAGACUGGCAAGCGGCCUUCGGCUUCGGAUCGUCCAAUAAGCAGCAGGAGGACGACCUUGGCUUUGACCCGUUCGACAUCACAAGCAAGGCACUUGCUGAUCUCAUUGAGAAGGAGCUUUCAGUACAGGACAAAUCUUCAUUGCCCAUGAGCCAUAUGACCCCAGCACCAGGUUUCCCUCCUUACAUCCCCAGUUUGCUUCACAGUGCCAAGGGCCCAAUGCUGCCUCCUCCUGCCUCAUCCACACACCUUCCCCCGAACUGUGGGCUGGCCCCGCAAGCCUUUUCCCACCAUCUCCAACAGCCCCAGCUCUCCCAGCGCCUUAGCUAUGGCCCCUUCAGCUUGCCUGGACACACACAGACACUAGCAUCUCGCCACAGCUGGCUGACGACAGCACGCGCCAACUUGCCACAUCUAAACCACACCACACAACAUAGCAACAGCUUCAUGGACUUGAGUUUGCCACCUCAACAACAGCAGCAGCAUAGUACAGGUCUAGGAGGAAUCCCAAUUACAGAAAACAGCAAUUUGGUAGAGAGUAUAAAUGUUAAAGAGUGGCAAGAUGGCCUUCGUGCUCUUUUACCCAACAUCAACAUCAAUUUCGGUGGCUUGCCCAACUCCUCGUCUUCCUCAUCUUCAUCCUCCUCCUCCUCCUCAUCCUCGUCCGGUAUGAACCACACGGGUGGCAUGACGCACAGCCUGAGCUGGGACGGCACGGCCAGCUGGAUGGACCCAGCGAUCAUCACAGGUACGAUACCAAGUGUCCCAGCAACCUCGGCCAACUGUCUGGACUCUCUUCAGGACGAAAGUCCCCCACAUUGGCUAAAAUCCCUGCAGGCCCUGACAGAGAUGGACGUACCCUCUGGCUCCACAGUACCCCCUCAGCCCUCACACAGUACACCCUUUAAUGCCCAGAUGUCUCUCCACAGAGCCAGCUGGGCACCUUACCUGCCCCCAGGCACUGCCAGUGCUGUCAGCCAGUUCCAUUCUCCCCCACCAGGUUUCCAGACAGCAUUCAGAGCCUCGGCUCAGCCCCCCACAGACCUGCUGCAGAGUGCUGGACUGGACCGCCACUAGGGACUGAGACACUGAAUCCCCCUUCCAUUACUCUGAGAAAACCCAACACACACAGCAAGAUGAAUAAAAAUGAAAAUACAAACCUGUUAACAGAGUAAUUAUGGGAUUAUGUAUUCUUUUUUCCUGCCACUUUAUGACUUUUGAGCUCAUUUUAACUCUUGGUUUCAUUUUCCUCAGUUUAGAAUUUUGGUUCAAGUUGCCUAAAUGCUCUUAUCCCAGCAUAAGCAAGGAAGUUCUUGAAAAAAGCAUUGUUAAUGAGAGAGUUGAGUAAGGAAUUUGAUGAUGAUGAUGAUGAUCAUGAAACAUAUGUCCAUGUGGAAAUUCUGAAAGUGAAUGGAUUAGAGUACUAAAAAUAUUCCAUUGAAACAUUUAAAAGCUUUAAAUCUGUAUCAAGUAAGUACCCAUUCUCUCUGUGUGCACAACCAAGAAGCCCUUUCUUACGAACAUUUAAAGCUGACAUUCAAAGAAAUGAAGCAAAGAUUCAACAAAUCUAGACUUUUUUUCAUUGAAUGGUGAGCCUUUAACUCCGAUCCUUUCUUCAGGUUUUAGAAAGAGUCCUUUUUAGAAGUGAGAAGUUAAUGCUGAGCGUGGUUACAGCUUACACACCAUGCCUUAAAACGCCACCAGGAUAUGUCCUCAAUCACACUCCCUUUUUUCUAUAUGUGGUCUUUCAGGUACUUGUUCAUGACCCUCUUACCAGCUGACUGGUACCAGGAUGGGAAAGUGGCUUUCCAGCUGCAACACUGGACCUAACCUCUGUAUCAGAGGGCCGUGCGUUGCACAGAGAAAAGGCGCAAACCUCUGUUUUAAAGAACAAGCAAGCUGUAAGAGCCCUUUGAACAAAGGGAAGGCGUAGCAGAUGGAGCACCACCGUGUGGUGAUUUACAUAGCUGUCAUUACUUGAAAAGGACAUCAUGAUAUCCGUGUGCGUUUUUAGAAUAUAUAUUCACCCAUGAAGCAACAUGUCGGAAGGUACAAAAUCAUCAUGCAUCUCCAUUCGUCACUGAGAAAAGCACUUGAGUGUGUUCUUUGCACCGAUGGGUGUCAGACAGGAGAAAACUUAUUAGAGGUACAAGCUGUGUUUCAGUGAUUUAGUGCAAUGAAAAUUCAGUUGUUAAUUUGACUCACUCUGAAGACCAUUUUAAGAUUGUCAGAAAAGAUAACAGGAAAGUGAUUGAUUGUUUUUCCUUAUAAUAGACAGAUAAUCUGGCCAUGUUGCUAGUGAAAGCUGGGAUAGCAGCACUGGUAGGCAACAGAGCUUUUCUCUUCCCCCCUCAUCAGAGGUCAUAAAAAUGCACUCUCUUUCUACUUCUGCCCAUUUUCUUUUAACAGUCUUAAUUCUGUAUCACGUAUGUAGGUUCUUGCCAACUGUUCAGUAUCCAGCAGUAUUCAAGAGCAGUGAUUAAAUUAAAAAUCUUAAGAUAAACCAGUACAAUUUAACUAUUGGUUUUACUCAGUGAUAAAAAAAUUAAGAAAAGUUCAAAUGAAGCAUCAAAAGGAAUUGUAUCUCUGCAGGUCUGAAAGAAAAAGACAACAAUCUUUAAUAAAAAGAUUAAAUAUGAA